This is a messenger RNA of Penicillium olsonii, 552 nucleotides long. Lineage: Eukaryota; Fungi; Ascomycota; Eurotiomycetes; Eurotiales; Aspergillaceae. The record is from the annotation of a GenBank genome assembly.
AUGACCGCCCGCUUGGUCCUCUUCCGCAAACUCCUGACGCCUGGCAAGAUCGGCCAAACCCUUUGCCUCGGCAACCUGACUGAUCGCGAGACCUAUGACUUCCUUCGUGAUGUAGCCCCAGACCUGCAGAUGGUCAAGGGCGAUUUUGAUGUCGAUUCGCCCAAUCUCCCUCUCUCUAAGAUCGUCACCCAUGGCAGUCUGCGGAUCGGCUUCACCCACGGCCAUACGAUUGUUCCACCCGCCGAUGCCGAUGCGCUGCUGAUUGCGGCCCGCCAGAUGGAUGUGGACGUACUACUGUGGGGUGGCACACAUCGCUUUGAGGCAUUUGAGAUGGAGGGUCGCUUCUUCAUCAACCCGGGAAGUGCGACUGGGGCGAUGAGCUCGGGCUUCUGGCCAGACAACGAGGAGCCUACUCCGAGCUUCUGUCUCAUGGACAUCCAAGGUGACGUUCUUGUGCUGUACGUCUAUCAGCUGAAGACCGAUGCCAAUGGGGUGGAGAAUGUCGCCGUUGAGAAAGUCUCCUUCCGCAAGAACCACUCCCCUGCCGCAUAA